AUGAGGACUGCCCUGGUCUUGGCCUGCCUGGUGGGGAUGGCGUGUGCCUUCUCGGUCAAGAGCUGGCUGCGGCGAGCCAAGUCGGACGACUCAGAAGAAAACGCGGUGUUCAAGAACAGGCACCGGUAUUACCUGUACAGAUACGUCUAUGUGCAUCCCCCGCAGCGAUGGUACCAGGGCAGUGACUCAUCGGAGGAAGAGGGAGAUGGCUCGGAGGAGGAGAAGGAAGGCGGGGAGCCAUUCCAUGCUGGCACCGAGGCAGCUGGCCACCCUGCCGGAGCAGCCCCAAAGGACACCCAGUGUGGGCUGGGAGGAGAUGUCGUAUCCCCCCAGCAGGACAAGGGCUGCCAAGGGCCUCUGAAGGGGGGCAGGAACAGUGCUGCUGGCAAGGGGGGUGACUCCGAAAACGAAGACAGUGAUGAGAAUGAGGAGGAGGAGGAAGAGGUAGCUGAGAACGAGAAUGGCAUCAAUGGCACAAGCACCAACACCACCAAGGGGGCAGACGGACCUCAUGGCAAUGGCACCUCAGUGGCUGAGGAGGGCACUGGCAUGGCCAAGGAGGAGGAGGAAGAGGAGGAGGAUGAAGAAGAGGAAGAGGAGGAGGAGGAGGAGGAAGAGGAGGAAACUGAAGCUACCACCAUCGCCAGCACCACCAGUGAAGAGGGCCUGUCCCAGGCAACCACUGUGGGAGAUGGGGAACCCACGGACACUACCACAGCUGGGGACCAGUGGGAGUAUGAGGUGACAGCUGGGGGCCAUGGCCAGGGGCACGAGGGCACCACUGAUGGCAGCUACGGGGAGCAGGACGAGUACACCCGUGGGGACAGCUACAGGGCCUACGAGGAUGAGUACGGCUACUACAAGGGGCACGGCUAUGAUGUGUAUGGCCAGGAUUACUACUACAGCCAGUGA
Molecule: messenger RNA, 912 nt
Organism: Leptosomus discolor (cuckoo roller)
Lineage: Eukaryota; Metazoa; Chordata; Aves; Leptosomiformes; Leptosomidae
Gene: IBSP
Product: integrin binding sialoprotein
Biological process (GO): extracellular matrix organization; bone mineralization; ossification
Cellular component (GO): extracellular region
Source: RefSeq, a predicted model, not a curated record